AUGUCUUUGGAGAUUUCUAUAAAACAGAUAUGCGAGACUCUGAAGUCAAAUAAAGUUUCUGAAAGAAAGAAAAGUGCCGAAAAGUUAAAAGAUUUUCUUACACGAAAUGCUGUUCCUGAUAUGCUUUCUGAUAAUUCUCGAAAGAAGGUUGGCUUCACAUGGAAUGAUUUAUUCGACGAUGUUAAUGAGUAUAUAUUAAAGGAAACAGAAAAAUUUGAAUCUUCCAAAAACUUUAGUACUACUACAUAUCCAUUAUGUACAAGCAUCCUACAUUUGUGUGUAGCUGGUUCAAACAAGGGUAAGACAUACAUAAAAUGUGAGAAGAUUAUGGAAGCAUGUCUUAUAGUACUAAGAGACAAGCGAUUAACAAAUGCAGUUGGAGAUGCAUAUCUAAGUCUGUUGUACAAAUAUGUAUUAUGUAGUGAGAAUUAUUCUAAUUAUAUAACACCUAGCACAUGGGAUGAUUUACUUGAUGUUUGCAUUACAUCAAGCUUUUCAAAUGUUUCCAAAUUGGAUGAUUACAUGAAAUUAAAACUUCUCUGGCUUGUUAUAAAAAAUGCUGGGGAAUGUUGCCAGUUCGCAUUUUCAAUGCGAAAUCAUUUGUCCAAAAUAUCCAAAUAUUUUCAAAAAGUUAGCAAUAACAAGAAAGUGCUAGAUAUUAUUAUAGAUUUAAUGAUUACGAUAUUAGAAAUGCUUUAUUUUGAGAGCCGAUUAAGUAUGUGCAAUUUCGCAGAAAAUAAUUUACCACUCAUAUUUCAGUUUUAUGAGCAAACUUUGGAUGUAAAAAAGAAGUCGCAGCUGUUUAAAUUAUUUUAUAUAUCAAUAACGAUUCAUCAUACACAAGGACAAAUACAAAAUGAAGAAUCUGCUUUAGCCAGUAACUGGGAUGCUUGGAACAAAUGCCUACAAAAUAUUAUGGAUAUAAUUUGCCUUGAAACAACUUACAUACAAAAAAGUCAGAAACAAAACCAACAUACUGUACAAGGCUGUCCAUUUUUCUAUCAAGUUGCUGCAUGUUCAUAUUUUCUGAUGUUUAAAAUGUCAAAACAAGAAACUGAAACGGAUGCUAUAGAAAAAUUCGCAAAAAAACCUAGAAUCACAAUAAACAAGAGCAAAAACUUCAAUGAUCUUCUACAAGAGUUCCAAAAGAAUCAUAUUGCAUGGGUAGGCAUUUUACAGAUAUAUGUAAAACUAUUUGGCUCUUCCAUAUCAACAGACGAUUACCAAAUUUUGAUGCAAAUUUUGGAAGAACUGGUAAAUAACAUCAAUCUUAUCCAAAACUGGGACGUUUUUGAAAGUCUUGUUUGUCUAGUUUUAAACAAAAUAACAUCGCAUGAUGGUGGUAAUUCACAUAAACAUAAUGAACUUAUAACAUCUUUUUGGAAUUCAUGUGUGAGAAAUUCUACGAGUGUGACGGCUGCUCAAAAAUCAAUACAUGGUGUGAUGCAGACGAUAUUAUCUCUAAAUAUUUUACUUUAUAAGAACGUUAAGCCGUUACUAAUCCUCUAUUUUGAAAAGGGAAUGCCAGUCUUUGACAGUAGUGUGCAAACUUUGAACAUGGUAUUUCAGAAAUUCUUUACCAAGUGUUGCCAUAACAUAGAAAGAAUCAAAUGUUUUACAUGGCUUGUAAAUGGUCGAAUAACAAAUAUCGACGUAUUUAGGGUUAAGGAUCUAUUUUUAACGUUAUUGUCAAAUGAAAAUGUUGGUCAUUACCAUCAAUCCGAAAAUUCAGAACAUAAUGACUUUUAUAAUAUUUUAUAUAAAUCCAUUGACAAAAGCAUUUUAUACAGUGACUUUGCACUUGAUGUUGCGAAAGUUAAACCUAAGGACAAAAGUAUUUUAGAAACGUUUGAAAUCAAUGAUGAGGUAAAUGAAAACCUUAGUAAGUAUUUGCAAGGAAAACUGUCUGAGUACAGCUUGGGAUUGCAAAAAAAGGAUGCCGAGAUCCUAGAAUGCGUUCGAAUAUUAAACGUAUGUAUAGUUUACUUUGAUAUUUUAUUGAAAUACAGGAUUGUUAAUCAAGAGGAAAUCAAAUCCACAAAAUUAUUUAGCACGUUUGAAUUUGUUUUAAAAACAGUGUACACAAUGUCGGUAAAAACAUUAAAAAAUAAUAUUCUUAUUCGAGACAAGAACAUAUUGCUCCAAAAUCUACAGUCUAUGUUUGCGGGUGAAUACGAUUCGUUGCUAAACACUGAACUAAGACUGAAUGUCAAUGAAGAUUUUUUUCACUGCCUGAAUGGAAUUAUUAAUAGCGAUAUUCCCACUGAUGAUGAUGAUGACAGCGAUAUGGAUAUGAGUUUCAACGCAUUGAAACAUAACUGCGUUUAUUUCUUAGCUGUAUAUUCUAAAAAGCAAAGUAAUUUUAGAGAUGAACUUCUUGAACUGAUUCUAAAUCCAAAAUUAUAUAAUUUCUGCUGCCAGUGGGACAUAGAAUCUGCGUUUAAAUGCAUUAAAUUAUUAAUUCAAUCUGAUGUUGAAGAUCCUCCCAUAGAAUUAAUUUUCGGUAUUAUGCAGUCAAUGUGCAAGGAUUUAUUUAGAAAUUCCAAAGCAACUUUAGGCAUUAUACAAAUUCUAUUACAGAUAAUUGAUAAAGUUUGGUUGCAUAACGAUAAUAUGCGCCAUAAUUGUUUGAUUAUGGUCAAAAGUUACCUGCAUAGGUGCGAAAACUUGUUCUACCCUCCUGAAGUUGCUGCGCUUAUAUAUGAAUGUGCAGCGAAAAUAAUAUUAUUAAAUAAUAAAGAAAAAUUAAUAGAUAUCAAAUUCAAAGAUAUUUUGAUAGAAAAGAUAAAGGGAAACAUCUACAGUAUACGACUUUAUUGCAGCUAUUUAAUAACAGAAAUAUCGGAAGCGUUUUCUGAUGAAGAAAUUGAAUCUUAUUUAACAAAUUUGAAAGAUAUUUUUACUGUAGUUGUGCCUGAUGAUAAGGAAAUAAUAUUGAAGGAUGAAUUAAAAAAUCGAACGGCGACAUUGCUUCAUAGUUAUUCUGGUUUAGCUCUCUAUAAACAUUCUUGGGCAUGUCAUGUAGUCAAAGAAAUUGUAUGUCUUCUACAACUAAAAACAUUAGAUAAACAUUUAGUAAAUAAAGUGUUAAAUAUUAUCACAACAAAAAUUACCCAAAAGGGGAUUGAUGUGUAUCUCGAUCAACACAUCCUGCUUAUAUUACAAUGUUGGCUGGAGAAGAAGUAUUUAUUGGAAGAUUUGCCCACAUAUUUAUUUGGAUGUGAGAAUUUUAAUUUGUUCUUAACAAAGUACAUGAAGUGGUUAGUUUCAGUCGAUAUAUUAUGGCGUCAUCUUGGUAACGUACAGAAUAGUACUAUGCUAACGAAGCUCAGAGAAAACCAUACAGAGGAAUUCAUUUUAGAGAAAAGCUUUUGCAAUAUAAUAAUACUUAGUUUGCCAUACAUUGUCAAUGAAAAGUAUAAUUUAAAUAGCAAUAGAGAACUCAACUGCAAAGCAUCGUUAGACGCGGCGUAUAGAAUGUUUCAACAGACGCGACAAAUACUUAAAAAUGAAAAGUGGAGCAACUUGUUUGUGGAAAAUAUGGGCCAGCUUGUGUUACUGACUGCACUUCACCUAAGAGACUAUAUGGACGCUCAAAACGUUUUUGCUGUAAAAGUUCCACGAAACAUUGAAGCUUACGGUUACUCAAAAGAUAUUUUUUGUGCGAUUUUGAAAUAUUUUGGGGAGCUCAUUGACGCAAAUAUCAUGGAAUAUCUGUGUGAAAAUCAACCCCUGGCUAUACUCAAGGUUCUUUUUAUGUUAUGGGACAAUGUACUUUCUGAAAAUGUUUUUGGAUUUAAAGUCAUAUCUAUGCAUACUUUUAUAACUUUCGUCGAAAAUGUUCCUUUAGAUUUUCCAUUAGACGCAAUUUUAUGUAACUUUGUAUGUUUAAGUAUUUCAAGAGUUAUAAAGAAAACGUGUAGUGAAGAAGAAUUAAGUGUAUAUUCUAAAGCCCUUUUAGUUGUUAUGAUGCGAUUUAAUACUCAUAAAGUGAAAGCUUUACACAAGACGACCUUGUCUGAAAUUAUGUCAAUAUUGUUAAUUAAAAAAGGUGAUAAUCCUGAAUGUGAGAAGGUUUUUAAAUUUAUUGUUAAAAAUUUUAAAGAUUUCGACAAGGAUAUUGAAAACUUGUAUGCUGAUAUGGUAGAAGUAGAUAUUGAAACAUGUUUCACAGAAAUUAAGUUUUUAGAAACUCUGCAAAAAUAUGAAUAUAUCUUAGCAUAUGCGAGUUUAACAACACUUUCAAAAAUAAGAAAAUUUCUUAAGGUCCAUAAGAAGUACAUAACCAACGCUUAUAAUAAAAUGACUAAAAAAGGUUUCUCUGAAGAUUGCAAAAACAGUAUUAUACAUAAGACUAUACUAGCCAUAAGCAAUAUCUUGAAGAAUUUAACUGAUGACAAGAUGAAGGUUGAGGCGAGUAAUUGUCUGGCUGAAGUUGUAACGUACGACUUAAAGACAUUGGUCACUGUGCCGCCGAAUGACACAAAAAUAAUAAUUAAUAUUAAACCUACGCAAUAUUUUGCAAUUACUGUGGUAAAAUCACUUUUUGAAAUCAUUUUUGAUGAAGACCCGACUGUAAGUGAUAAAGCCACGAAAGCUUUAUAUCUUCUGUUGAAGUUUAAGGAUGGUUCAUUAAUUGAAAUAGCAGACUCAGCAUUUGAUCAGCAAAUUAUAAAGUGCCUCACUCCACCAAUGUGUGAAUCUUUUGCCGAAUUUACGGUUUGUAAUGCAUCUAUGCAGUGGAUGCCUAUCAAUAACGAAGAUCAUUUCCAAUGGAUUAAAAGAAUUACUGCAUCUCUCGUGGAUACGCUAGCGUCACCAUCUAAUUAUCUAACAUCACUAUGCACAUUAUGUCACACAAAGCCCAGUAUAUGUGAAAGAAUUUUACCGUCGUUGGUGGGAUUGCUACUUGAGCAUUCAUCGGAAGAACAAAUUCAAAUUGUUGGCCAACAGAUAAAUCAAGUAUUCAGUUACAUUUGGGGAAGAAGUUUUAACGAUAGUGCUAUGAACAGCGAGGAUAGUACUAUUUCUAAAAUAUCCAACAUUUUGGAUCAUGAUCAUAAAAUGAUUGUGCAUUAUCUGCUGGAUAUAGUGAACACGAUAAGAUUGCAGAGAAAUCAUUUGAAAAUACGAAAGUUUCGUCAUGCAGAUGCAUUAAGAAAUAUGAGGUUGGAAUAUGAUAAAUUGGCAUGGGCAGCAACUCUCGUGGAUCAAAACAUAGCCGCUAUUUAUUAUGGUGAACUUUGGGCAGUAUCACAAAACGACGAUGUGCCUCCUUCAUCUCCUGAAGCUACCGCUCACCUGGAUGGCGGCGAAAACGUGCAAAAAAUUCUUCGAAAAUGCUUCGUAUCAAUAGGUGAAAUAGAUGCUGUAGAUGGUUGUGGCACCGCACACUUGACUAGUGAGGAAGAGAAACGUAAGCAUUUACUGCACACGGGUCAGUAUGCUGAUGCUCUCCUACUUCAUGAUAUCGCUCUCUCGUGUGGGAAUCAAGUAGACAACCGCCUCCAAUACGGUGUCGUUAUAUCCCUACAUAAGUCUGGCAUGCAUCACUUAGCCUUACAAUACAUUAAAUCAUUUCCUGAAAAUAAUGACCUUAACGAUGUGAAGUUCGACUGCUUGUCGUAUCUAGGUGAUUGGAGCGAGAUUGUCGACAUCAAGGAAUUAGAAGAAAAAACAAAGCAGCCAGAUUGGAACCCGGACACAAUUAUCAAAUCAUACCGAUAUGCUUGCUUGAAAGAAUGUCUGAACGCGCAACCCAAUAGUGAUUUCGAAGCCAGACUCGGCCAGUCGUUGAAUGGGGCUAAACUGGCUUCGUCGAAUUUAUGCCAAGUUUUAAAUAUGGAAAACUGUCAGAACGUUUACAAAGUUGUCGCCAACUUGCACCUGUUGCGUGAUAUUGAAGACUAUAGCUCCGUCAGAUGCGGGCAGUCAUCCAUACACGAACUGUUAAACGAGUGGAAAGUAGAAAAAUUGCCAUCAUUUAAAGAUUUUCGACAUCUUGAGACGUUGUUGUCGCAGCGCAGCUUAAUACUGGAAUAUGCUGCUAAGCAUUAUGAAAGUUUUUUACCGGAUAUUAUCGAUUUGAAGUUGCAGUAUGUUGAUACGGGGCUGUCUAAUCAAAGAGUACAAAUGGCCCAACGCCUAUUAGAAACCGUAAAAAAGUUGCAGACUACAGAUAAAGUAGCUUUGGUAGAAAGUCAAAUAGCAUGGGCCAAGGGACACAAAGAUAUUGCUCUUUCACUUCUGCAUGAUAUCGUGACCGAUGACUCGCUUGACGUCAAGCUUGCUGCUGUGUCCCUCAGACAAUACGGAUUGUGGAUGGCAGAAUGUAGACGUGAAAACGCGAGGGACAUAAUAAGUAAAUAUUUGGAGAAGAGUCUCGAAGUACUAAAUAAAAAAGACCACACAGACACCAGAUUUAAGGUAUACCUGGACAUUGCAAAAUUUGCUGAUGCGGAAUACAAACAGGUAGUAGCAUAUAUGAACUCUACAGUGUUCGAAAAUAAAGUCAAAUGCAUAGAGAAUAUGAAAGGAACGGCAGCUUCUCUAAAAGUAUCGCAACAAUCCUUAACAAAGGAUGAAAGGAGAGCUUUAUUGACCAAUGAUCGGUUUAGAGAAUUAGAUGAAGCUGAAGUCGUGAAUACAAGAGCUGAAAAAGAGACUUUUCUUAAUUUAGCCAUGAGAUAUUAUCUCCUUUCAUUGAAGCAUUGCGAAAAGACAAGAUUGUCGAUAUUCAGAGUAAUAUCCCUUUGGUUAGACAAUCCUUCCUUUGAAUUUGAAGAUAAAUCGGAAACUAAUUUGCAAGAUCUACUAAAUACAAUACCUUCUUGGAAAUUCAUAACAGUUCUUCCACAAUUGGCGCCACGGCUCACCACAGAUGAGACAGAUUUUGCGGAAUAUCUCAGGAAAAUUUUGGAAAGAUGUGCUGUAGAACAUCCACACCACACGUUGCCAAUUUUAUUUAAUCUAAAGAACUCUGACAAAGACAACUGUAUACUGAAUGCGAGUAAAGGCAAAGGGUCAAGUUCGGGACGUUCUUUAGUCAAGCCUGAGGCGCGCGUCGCGGCCGCAGACGCGCUCGUCCGCGAACUGGCACAGCGGGACGAUUUAAAUCGUAUUAUAUCACAAAUGGAACAGAUUUGUGACGCAAUUAUAAGUUUCGCCUAUUUCGUACCGAAGGUAAACAGUAUGAAGCCGCAGCCAAUACCUUCAGCCGAACCGAUUUCUAAGUUACGCAAUUUGGAUUCUCUACCUAUUCCUACUGUGACUGUUCCGAUCAAGAAGGACGGGGUCUAUUCAAAUUUAGCAACUUUAACAGCAUUUGAAAAUUAUUUUGAGUUAGUAGGAGGUAUCAAUUAUCCAAAAAAGGUAAUAUGCCGGAGUUCAGACGGCAAAGGCAGAAUUCUUUUGAUAAAGGGUGAAGACGAUCUAAGACAGGAUGCUGUUAUGCAGCAGGUGUUUAACAUAGUUAACACAUUGUUGGAAAAAAAUCCUAUAACUAAUAAAAACAAACUUUUAAUACGCACGUAUAAGGUAGUUCCCAUGUCUCGGCGUUCCGGUGUUUUAGAAUGGUGUGAAGGCACAAUACCCCUAGGUGCUUACUUACUCGACGCUCAUACACGAUAUCGGCCGCAAGAUAUUACGCCGGCUGCUGCUCGCACAAAACUAAAAGCGUGUCAUGAGAGUAGAAAAUUAAAUAAAGAAAAAGUGAGGGUUUUCAUGGAGAUACUUGCGAACUUCAAGCCGGUUUUCCAUAACUUCUUUACUGAGCAUUACCAUGAUCCGAUCACGUGGUACGAACGGCGAUUAGCUUAUACCAGAAGCGUUGCAACUUCCUCAAUGGUUGGUCACAUUUUGGGCUUAGGCGACAGACACGUUCAAAAUAUUUUAAUAGACAAGAAAACUGCAGAGGUUGUACACAUAGACUUUGGUAUUGCGUUUGAUCAAGGAAAAGCUUUACCAACUCCGGAAACUAUUCCGUUUCGUUUAACUCAGGAUAUUAUUGCUGGAUUCGGAUGUUGCGGUGUGGAAGGAAUAUUCAGAAGGUGCUGCGAAAAAACAAUGCAACUGUUAAGGGAUAAUCAGGAAACCUUGCUAACUAUUUUGGAGGUGUUGUUAUAUGAUCCCUUGUAUUCAUGGACAGUUAAUGGAACUCUGAGAAAAUCAAAUGUGCAUUCGGUGCGAGGCAGCGAGCUGACGGGGGCGGGGGCGGGGGCGGGGCGCGGGGUCGGGGCUGGCGGCGCGCGCGCUGCUUGCGGUGCGCAGCAAGCUGUGCGGCGCGGAGGGCGGCGCGGCGGGCGCCGUGUCGGUGGGCGGCCAGGUGGCGCGCCUGCUGCUCGCCGCCACUGA
This is a messenger RNA of Parnassius apollo (apollo), 8352 nucleotides long. NCBI's taxonomy places the organism in Eukaryota, Metazoa, Arthropoda, Insecta, Lepidoptera, Papilionidae. The record is from the annotation of a GenBank genome assembly.